AUGCCUCAUUCAUCCGGCCUUCUUCACGCCCACCCUGCCCUGGCACUCUGUGUAGGCCUGGUAGGUUUAACGACUCUUUGUCAUUCUCAUUCAGAUCGUAGUUAUCCUUUCCUCACUCCCUCCUUGGUUGCCUCGGACGGUGAUUCACAGUACGGUCAGUUUCCAUCGGAGGAUGACCCAUUUCACUUCAUCCCAUGCACAAACACCAGUCUCCCGCCACCGUUGGAAGACCCGACCCCUCUAGACACCUGGACUUCAUUGUUCGAUCCGGAUCCUGCGCAUUGGAACUGGGGUGAGCCCAACGGGGAGAACGAAGGUCUGUUCUCUGCCCUUGGGAUUUACCUCUGUGGCUACCUGGACCUGCCGCUUGACUAUCGUAAUCACUCGGACACGAGAAUCGUCCGGAUCGCUGUAACAAAGUACCAGGUCUCCGGCCUCUCCCUCCUGGACUCCGCCAAUUCAUCUUCUCAUGCUGGCCGCAAGAGCGCUCGCACGAUCAUCAUCGAGCCCGGGGGCCCGGGCGGGAGUGGGACGAGCUACGUGUGGAGCGCGGCUGAAGAGACGACCAAGCGGUUCAGUGACGGGCAGUUUGAUGUGCUGGGAUGGGACCCUCGCGGUGUAAACAUCUCGCUUCCAAGCGUGUCCUGCUAUCCAAACAAUGCGGACCGGGAUCGGUGGGCGCUUGUCACAAAUCAGCAUCGCCAGGUAUCAGAUCCGGAGCGGCAGCUUCAGAUCAUGGAUGCGAUGAACGACGCAAAGUUCAACAGCUGUCGACAGCGCCUGGGCGACUUUGGCCGCUUCCUCAGUACAGCGUCUGUCGCGCGGGAUCUCGAGGAGAUCCGCAAAGCCCUGGGCGAGGACGAGGUGACGGGGUACUUUGUGAGCUACGGGACUGGCAUCGCGCAGACCUUUGCCAACAUGUUCCCGCACAGCGUUGGAAGGAUGAUCCUCGAUGGCGUGGAAUAUGUCAAGGAUCACCGGCUGCUGGGCGGGUAUGCGUGGACCUCGCUAGACAACAGCACCGACAUCUGGCGAGAUGGGUUUCUCGGUGAAUGUAUCAACGCUGGACCUGAAGCGUGCGCCUUAGCCCGGUACACCAAAACCAACGCAUCAGUCACCCUCCCACAGCUAGAGGCUAGGAUAAAUGAUCUCCUGCAAUCACUCAAGAGCCGACCAAUCCCUGCAUAUACCGAACAAAGCGGCCCCUCGCUUGCCACUUACUCACAGCUGGUGGAAGGCAUCUACACAAUCCUCUAUGAUCCCAACCAAUGGCCAGCUGCGGCAGAAGUGCUCUACGACCUGGAACAAGGAAACAGCACCCUAGCAGCAAUCCGCCUCAAUGAGCUCUGGAACUAUGAUCCCUCGGCGUCGCCCUCCAGACAUCACCCCUCGACGGUAGAGCUUGGCCUUGCCGUCAUUUGCUCCGAUUCAUACGAUGCACCUCCGCCGGAGGACGGACUGGAGUGGUGGUCCCGUCUCUGGGAAUCAAUGACCGACCAGAGCUGGAUCGCCGGCAAUUCUCGCUUUUUCGAUGUAUUCCAAUGCCAACACUACAGCAAGUACUGGUCCAAGCCUGCAGAAAUGUACCGAGGCGACUUGGAUCAUAAUCUCAAGAACCCCAUGUUGUUGAUCAGCACAACGUAUGAUCCGGCCACGCCACUGCGGAAUGCAAGGAGGUUGGCAGAGGAGAUGGGCGACAAUGCAAGGCUUAUUGUGCAUCACGGCUAUGGACACACCUCCAGAUGGGACCGAUCACAGUGCACGGACGAGAUUGGGCGGGCGUACAUGCUGCAUGGGACGCUCCCAGAAGAAAUGGAGGUGGAGUGCCACGCUGAUAAGAAGCCCUACCUCUAUUGA
Molecule: messenger RNA, 1857 nt
Organism: Aspergillus mulundensis
Lineage: Eukaryota; Fungi; Ascomycota; Eurotiomycetes; Eurotiales; Aspergillaceae
Exons: 1
Coding region: 1-1857 (618 amino acids)
Source: RefSeq, a predicted model, not a curated record